UCUAUUCAACCAGGGUUUUAGAAAUUGCAUUCAACAGCAAGAUGCUUCCAGUAUUAAUAACCCUGUGUUUUAUAAUAUAUCAAGUGCGACCCGUUCUGGGAUGCCAGCUUCCUUCUGAUUGGAGACCCCUCAGUGAGGGAUGCAGAGCUGAGCUCGCAGAGAUUAUAGUGUAUGCCAAGGUGUUGGCGCUGCAUCAAGACGUGUACAGCAUGUACAAUUACUUACCAUACCAAUAUGAAGGCAGCGAGGGGGGGCUCUUCUACUCAGCCGAGAUUGAGCUGCUCUGUGACCAAGCCUGGGGCAGUAUGUUGGAGGUGCCCGCUGGAUCUAGACUGAACCUCACUGGUCUGGGCUACUUCUCCUGUCAGUCACACACUGUUGUACAAAACUACUCCUACAUCUUUUUUCUUCGGAUGGAUGAAAACUAUAACAUACUUCCUCAUGGAGUGAAUUUCCAGGAUGCAAUCUUCCCAGACACCCAUGAAACCAGAAGGACCUUUUCCAGCCUCUUUCAGUUCUCCAAUUGCUCUCAUGGACAGCCCCCCCAGAUCUUCAGCAAUGACUGGGAGGUACAGGAGGACAGCCGGCUCCUGUGCUCCUCUGUGCAGAUGGCCCUCUUUGAGGAGGAGGAUCGUACAAAGAGGCUGCAGGAGAAAGUCGCUGUCCUGGAGAAGCGCAAUAAGAAGCUGCGAGACCGCGUCAAGAAGGUCAAGAGGUCACUGAGGCAGGCCCGCCAAAACAGCCGGCGCAUGGAGCAAUCUAACAAGAAACUGCAGGAGAAACUGGUACAGGCAGGCAGCGAGCACGGCCCCCAUCCUAACUCGCCCUCCAUUUUCCUCAAGGUGUAAUGCACAACGCACGUGUUGCAGUGACUGUUGGUGAUCCAUUAACCUUGCCCCCUUUUUGAUGGGCACUCAUGGAGGUUGCUGGGCAAUCUUCGUUACUGAUAUGUUUCUUGGGUAAUGGUCACAAAAAUAUGUAUUGCGGUUAGUUCUUGUUAUACACAGGUCUGUUUAUAUAUACAGUAUAUAUAUAUAUAUAUAUAUAUAUAUAUAUAUAUAUAUAUAUAUA
Messenger RNA from Acipenser ruthenus (sterlet), 1071 nucleotides. Its product is annotated as coiled-coil domain-containing protein 3. The record is from RefSeq and is a predicted model, not a curated record. NCBI's taxonomy places the organism in Eukaryota, Metazoa, Chordata, Actinopteri, Acipenseriformes, Acipenseridae. The coding region runs from base 42 to 848 and encodes 268 amino acids. Gene Ontology annotation, cellular component: extracellular region. The transcript has 3 exons. Gene Ontology annotation, biological process: negative regulation of gene expression.